GGCGUAAGGGAUGGCAUCCCGGCGGGUGCACGUGGGGCGAAUGUCCUGCGGCACUGUUCGUCUAUUGAUUUGUUCCUUCGCAGUGGCAGUGACAACGUUCGCAACGGCAGCACAAUCAAAAUUGCUGCUGAAUGGAACCGGCUGCACGAUCCGUGAGCCGAUGUACAACGUGACGUUUGAUUUUAACGCGCUCAGCUCGGACCUAAACCACCACGUGACGUCGGAGGACAAUGGCGAGCGGUUCUUCUUUAACGUGUGCGACGGAACCGACACGAAAGCAGGUGAACCGCAGGCGUACCUGGUGCGUCCUGCUGGCAGGAUAACGCUCGGUUACGAGGCACACCUUCAGCUCGACGAUGGACGGCUUCAGUUCUCGUUUGUGGGCGAAUCAUGUGGCCACGGGGCCAAUUAUUCCCUCGAUAUCGUGUUGCUGUGCAGCUACGAACGUACGCCGGAAGGUUUGCGUGUGAUCCCACACACCCCCGACCAAUGUCGGUACUUUAUCUUUUGGGACACACCCCUCGCUUGCCAACCGCUUCCGAAGGCCCUGAACACCGCGAGCCGUUGCGCGGUAAAGGAAGGUCCUGGUGGGCACGAAUAUAAUCUCCAAGCGCUGGCUGGAGCAAACCACGAAGUGCCACUUCUGGAUGGUUCCCGCUUUGUGCUGUCCGUUUGCAAACCGGUCCGAUAUGGCCAUCUAACAAUGUGUCCACCUGGCGCGGGCGUGUGUCUCGUGAAUGGAACCACCUACACCGAUCUCGGGCAGGCCGUGGCCACACCAACCAUCGACGGUACUGGCCGGCUCGUGAUGAUGAUGCGAUCCGGAGCUGCCCCAGACGACCCAUGCCGGGGUUCACGGAUCUUGUUCGAGUGUGGUUCCGAUGAGCUAGCGGCCCCUGAGUACCUUGGCCAACCAACCGGGUGUGGACAUGAAUUCCGAUGGCGUACACCGGACGCCUGCCGUGACACGCGUCCUUGCACCGUGAGCAAUCCAAUUACGGGCACACGAUACGACUUGGGGUUGCUUGCGAAUCGCACCUAUCGGUUGGCCACGGCCAAUGGCAGUCACACGUACGAGCUGGGUGUGUGUCACAUACCCGCGUCAAGCCAGUGUGCACUUGAUUCAGGUGCGUGCGAAAUCACCGGCACACAAUCCGUCGGUUUGGGAGUCAUUUCCAACGAGCUUCAUUACGAUACGACCGGAGCACCGUAUCUACUGUACCGAUCCGGUGCGAUUUGUGAUGCCAAAACCAAGCGUCGUUGGGAAACGCGCCUUGAGUUCAUCUGUGAGACAGAUCCGGUCGAGGGUGGCCACACCGGUGCGAUUGUCCCACCGAUCGUGGUCGAAAACGGCGACUGCCAGCUGGUGGUUCAUUUCGAAACCGUGCUCGUUUGUGAGCCGGCUCUGAUGGCUUGUGGGGCCUACAACGAGUCCACCAUCGAUCAGUACGUCGAUCUAACGCCACUCGCCGAUGCGGCCAGCAAUUAUGAGGCCCUUGUUGGUCCGGGUGUUUUCAAUGGAGCCCUCCCAACCAAGCGUUACUUCCUUAACGUGUGUCGCCCGCUUGUGCCACAGUUUGGGUUAAGUUGCCGCGGUGGAGCAGCCGCUUGUGAGGCCACCUUCGAUGGUGUGACGGCACGGAACGAAACCACACUUGGUUUCCCGGAUGUAUCGCUCGUCGUUGCCGGCCAAACCGUGCUCAUGAAGUACCUGCGGGGUGAUCCUUGCCGGGCUGAUCCUCUCACCAAUCUCUCCACGACGGUCAGCUUCCGGUGUGUGCCAGCAGCCGGACUUGGCCGACCGGUGCUGGUGGAAAUUGAGCAUGAGUGUCAUUAUCGUUUUGAGUGGGCCACGGGCGUCAUUUGCCCACCGGAGGUGGGUCUUGUGUUCGAGAAGAGCAACUGCACCGUACGGAAUGGGGCGACUGGUGGCGAGUUCGGGUUAGAUAAGCUGAUACCGGGUGGACCUUCACUUUGUGACAAACAACCGAUCGCGUCCGUUGACUACCAUCUGGCGGUGCUUAACGUGUACUUUACUGUUGCGGAGAAUUGCAGCAGUUCGCAAGGAACAAAGACGUAUAACCUCACAAUCAACUGUGGCACGGAUAGUCCUCUUGAACGGUCGAAGCCUUCAAACUGCUCCGAAGUCAUCAAGAAACAGACCCCAACGGUGUGUGCGUUGGUUGGACGUAAAGCAGCAGGAACUGCUGCUCCAACAACGCUGCCAACGAUCAUCACCCCCGGUACAGAUGAACCAACACAUACGCCGGAUGUUACGAAAGCGCCCUCUACAACAUCCGAGCCCGUCGGAACGCAUGUAACACCGGAAGGAGGCGUAGGAGCGUUUGGUGUUGUGCUGAUAUGCUUAAGCGUGUUCGUAACCCUCGGAACCGCCACAUGGUAUCUGGUUUGGCGGCAUCCGGACCGUCGCAGGCAGAUGCACGAUCUGCUAUUAUGUCGAGGCAACGCCAGAGACGGGUUCCCGCGUACAAUGUACUCCCGCGUGGAUAACGGUGAGGUGUCGAGCCUGCUGCUCAAUCCGGCCAACAUCCUCUCGGACAGUGAUGACGAUAUGUUGAUAUAAAGCCGCCUCAAGUUCGAGUGAACCAAAAACCCAGGCAGCAUGUACUUCACUAGUGGCAGCGUUUUGGGAGGCAAAAUGUAGCUUUUUACUGUAAAAAAAAAUCGCAUGUUCCUUUGUGUAACAACCAGCGGGCGAUGUAAGAUAGGGUAGCAAAUAGUUACGGGCUGUGGACGGGAGGCGAACGAACGGCAACUAGUCUUGCAGGAAACGUCUGCAACGGUACGGAUUUCGAUAGCAACAAUCCCUAAGCCCACCACGGGAGUGCCGGGAGAUCGUUGUGAGCUUACUGUGAUUGUGUGGGAGCACCACGAAACCGAAGAAUGUACAGUGUGCGUAAGGAAGCUAAUGAUGCUACGAAUAUAAUAAAUAU
This is a messenger RNA of Anopheles nili, 2954 nucleotides long. It is a transcript of the gene Lerp, whose product is annotated as cation-independent mannose-6-phosphate receptor. The transcript has 6 exons. Gene Ontology annotation, biological process: lysosomal transport. NCBI's taxonomy places the organism in Eukaryota, Metazoa, Arthropoda, Insecta, Diptera, Culicidae. The coding region runs from base 11 to 2584 and encodes 857 amino acids. The record is from RefSeq and is a predicted model, not a curated record. Gene Ontology annotation, molecular function: D-mannose binding; signaling receptor activity; insulin-like growth factor binding. Gene Ontology annotation, cellular component: trans-Golgi network; plasma membrane; late endosome.